AAAGCAGCUGAGUCAAAAGCCUCCACAGAUGCCUGGAGCAGUCUGUGACAGACAUCCUUGCAACAGCCAUCUCAAAGCCUCCCGUGGAGAAAGUGCCCACUAUGAAACUGGCCCUUCAAGCCACACUCUCCCUUGGACUACUGGCAUUGUGUCUUGCCACUUCCCCAGUAAAAUGGUGCACAACAUCAACCGCUGAACAGGAAAAAUGUUCAAACCUGCAGAGGUGCCUUAACAAGCAACAACUCCCAAAUUUGCCACAGUUUGGCUGUGUGAGGAAGACUGAUUAUUUAGAUUGCAUAAGAGCAAUCGCGAACAAAGAAGCAGAUGCUAUUACUCUAGAUGGUGGCCAGAUUUUUGAUGCAAACCUGCACCCUCACAACCUGAAGCCUGUAAUAGCUGAAGUUUAUCGUAGAAUUGAUGGAGAUAAGCACAGCUACUAUGCUGUAGCUGUGGUGAAGCAAAACACUACAAAGUCAUUUGCGGAUCUCAAAGGGAAUAAAUCUUGCCACACUGGCUGGGGCAGAUCUGCAGGUUGGGUUGCUCCAGUGGGGAUGCUUCUGGAGAAAAACUACACGAUGUGGGAGGGAAAAGAAAUAGAACCAGUGGAGAAAGCCGUAGCCAGGUUUUUCUCAGCCUCCUGUGUCCCAGGAGCUCCUAAAGAAGAACCAAAUCUGUGCCGUUUAUGUGCUGGGACAGGUUCAGAAAAAUGUAGCCGGAAUGAUCCUUUCGCUGGCUAUUCAGGAGCUUUUGAGUGUCUGAGAUCUGGAGCUGGAGAUGUGGCCUUUGUGAACCAUGACACUGUACUAGCUCUCAGUCCAGAAGAAAGGGCAAAGUAUGAGCUGCUCUGUACUGAUGGCACAAAGAGGCCUAUUGAAGAGUAUCAUCUCUGUUACAUUGCUAAAGUUCCUGCUCAUGCUGUGGUGGUACGAAAUGAUUACACCGGAGUAGAUGACAUCUGGGCACUUCUCUCCUAUGCAGAGGACCAGUUUAAGAACCAUGGGCGAGCAGAAUGCCAACUUCGAGGCUCCCCUGCCGGCUCCCCCAAAGACCUCUUGUUUAGGGACUCUGCUGUCAACUUUGUCCGUAUUCCUAAAUCGAUUGAUGCUAAGCUUUACCUGUCUUAUGAGUUUUAUACUUCAGUUCAGAAUCUCAGAAGAGAGAGACCUCCUGCUCCUGCAACAGACAAGAUUGCAGAAAAGAUUGUAUGGUGUGCUGUUGGCAAGCCUGAAAAGACAAAGUGUGAUAUAUGGAGUGCACUGAGCGAUGGUCACAUUGAGUGUGCUGUGGGUGACACUACAGAACACUGCAUUAUCAGCAUCUUGAAAGGUGAGGCUGAUGCAAUGAGCUUGGAUGGAGGACACGUGUACACUGCAGGAAAGUGUGGCUUGGUGCCAGCCAUGGCAGAAGUUUACAAAAUUGACCCAGCUGAGCCGAAUCCAUGUGACAAUACAGAAAUACCGGCAACAGUUAAAGGCUAUACUGCUGUGGCUGUUGCCAAGAAGGAAAAUGAGGGCAUCACAUGGCACACUCUGAAAGGAAAGAAGUCUUGCCACACUGGUGUUGAUAGAACUGCUGGCUGGAAUAUCCCCAUGGGCUUGAUUUAUAAACAGAAUAAUAGGAGCUGUGACUUUGGUAAAUUCUUCAGUGAAAGUUGUGCACCAGGAGCACCAAAUGAAUCUCCACUCUGCAAGCUGUGCAGGGGCUCUCAAGCUGGCGUCCCGGAUUCAUACAAAUGCAAACCAAACAGCAAUGAAAGAUACUAUGGCUACAACGGUGCUUUACGGUAGGUAACUUUGGUAUUAAAACCA
This is a messenger RNA of Varanus komodoensis (Komodo dragon), 1808 nucleotides long. RefSeq names its product melanotransferrin (gene MELTF). Gene Ontology annotation, biological process: antibacterial humoral response; iron ion transport. The coding region runs from base 102 to 1787 and encodes 561 amino acids. Lineage: Eukaryota; Metazoa; Chordata; Lepidosauria; Squamata; Varanidae. Gene Ontology annotation, cellular component: early endosome; recycling endosome; plasma membrane. The transcript has 13 exons. The record is from RefSeq and is a predicted model, not a curated record.